AUGUCCACCAAGACGCGCCCCGCCAUCCCACCCGUGGUCAUGGACAGUAUGACGCAGCAAAUCGGCAACACGCCCCUCGUACGCCUGAACAAGAUCCCGCAGUCUCUGGGAAUCAAAGCGACCGUAUACGCGAAGGUCGAAGCCUUCAACGCUGGUGGUAGUGUAAAGGACCGCAUCGCGCUUCGCAUGAUUGAAGCCGCCGAGAAGUCCGGUCGCAUAAAGCCUGGUGACACUCUCAUCGAGCCCACUUCCGGUAACACGGGUAUCGGUCUGGCCUUGGUGGGUGCGAUCAAGGGUUACAGGACCAUCAUCACGCUUCCCGAGAAGAUGAGCCCGGAGAAGGUGGCGGUUCUCAAGGCACUGGGAGCUGAGAUCAUUCGUACCCCGACGAGCGCGGCAUGGGAUAGCCCCGAAAGCCACAUUGGUGUUGCAAGGAGAUUAGUCAAGGAGAUUCCGAAUGCGCACAUUCUCGAUCAGUACUCGAACCCGGAUAACCCGAUGGCGCACGAGUGCGGCACUGCGGAGGAGGUGUGGACACAAACAGAAGGAAAGAUCACAUGUCUUGUUGCUGGUGCAGGAACUGGAGGAACUAUCACCGGUCUCGCGCGUGGUCUCAGGAAACACAAGCAGGAUGUUAAGAUCGUUGCUGCCGACCCACACGGCAGUAUCCUUGCACUCCCCGCGAGCCUGAAUGAAGAGCGUGUGAACGAGGGCUACAAGGUUGAGGGAAUUGGAUACGACUUCAUCCCUGAGGUCCUGGAGCAGAAGAUUGUAGACAAGUGGUACAAGACAGAUGACCGAACAUCGUUCCUGUAUGCGCGCAGGUUGAUCUCCGAGGAGGGUAUCCUUGUUGGUGGUUCGUCUGGCAGUGCGAUGGCUGCUAUGGUUGAGGCCGCGAAGGACAUGAACCUCACCGAAGACGAUGUUAUUGUUGUCAUACUUCCCGACAGCAUCAGAAGUUACCUCAGCAAGUUUGUCGACGACGACUGGCUUGCGGCGAACGACCUUCUCCCUCCUACACCCCCUCUAACACCCAACACAAACGGCGCGCAGCUUCGCCGUCUCUCCACCACUAAGCAGGCCGACGCUUUCCAUGGCGCUACUAUUGCUUCCCUCCGACUUAAGCCUGUUACCACCGUUCCUUCGAAUUCGCCGUGCAGUGAAGCUAUAGAAACUAUGCGCGAGAAGGGUUUCGACCAACUCCCCGUGAGCACAUACUCUUCUUCCGGAAAGGCGCGUCUCGUCGGAUUGGUCACUCUCGGCAACCUUCUUUCCUACAUUGCCGCCGGUCGCGCUACACCAAAGUCGCCAGUCGAACAAGUCAUGUUCGAUUUCCGCAAACUCAACGAAGUCGUAAAGGAUCUGGGCCGUCUGUCGCUGGAUGGCGACAACGCGAAGAACACACAAAAGGGUGGCAAGAAAGGAAGAAGGGAAUUUGUUGAGAUCACCAAGGAGACCAGCUUGAGCGAUCUGAACAAGUUCUUCGAGUGGAACAGCGCGGCUGUUGUUACCGAGCGCGUAGAUGGCGAGCCCAGGGCUGUUGCUGUUGUUACAAAGGUGGACUUGCUUACUUGGAUGGUCAGGCAGGGAAGCACCAAUGGAAACUCACACUAG
Alternaria atra is the source of this 1614-nucleotide messenger RNA. RefSeq lists its product as uncharacterized. Bases 1 to 1614 code for a protein of 537 amino acids. The record is from RefSeq and is a predicted model, not a curated record. Lineage: Eukaryota; Fungi; Ascomycota; Dothideomycetes; Pleosporales; Pleosporaceae. Gene Ontology annotation, cellular component: cytoplasm. The transcript has 2 exons. Gene Ontology annotation, molecular function: cysteine synthase activity; cystathionine beta-synthase activity.